GGCGGCGGCGGCAGGGGAACCCGCUGGGGGUGGGGCGGGAGGGCGCUGCAGGGUGCGUGCGUCUUGCUCUGUCCUUCCUCGGGUCUCUGGUUGCACGUGUGCUGGGCUGCCCAAGAAAGAGCAAGAAUGGCGGAGACACCUAUGUGGGAGCAAGUUGGAACAAGUUUUGUGCAGCUCUAUUACCAGCGUUUUGAUACCAGCAGGGUAGAGCUAAGUGCUCUCUAUACAGAUGCUUCUUGCUUAUCAUGGGAAGGACAGCAAUUUCAAGGAAAAACAGCUAUCAUGGAAAAGUUGAUGAGUCUUCCAUUCCAAAAAAUUCAACACAGCAUAACAUCUCAAGAUCAUCAGCCAACGCCUGAUAACUGUAUACUUAGUAUGGUGGUUGGUCAGCUGAAGGUGGACAAUGACCCAGUGAUGGGGUUCCACCAGCUGUUUAUUCUCAAGAACAUCAGUGACAAUUGGGUUUGCACCAAUGACAUAUUCAGACUAGCCCUGUAUAACUUUGCUUGAAUUUUUUUUGUCUGUUUCUAUUGCCACACUCAAAUCUGACACAAAAAUAAAUUGUUCUAAAUUUG
Pelodiscus sinensis (Chinese soft-shelled turtle) is the source of this 575-nucleotide messenger RNA. Its product is annotated as nuclear transport factor 2-like. Lineage: Eukaryota; Metazoa; Chordata; Testudines; Trionychidae. The record is from RefSeq and is a predicted model, not a curated record. Gene Ontology annotation, biological process: nucleocytoplasmic transport.